Oryza brachyantha (malo sina) is the source of this 737-nucleotide messenger RNA. RefSeq names its product CRIB domain-containing protein RIC10-like. Bases 98 to 571 code for a protein of 157 amino acids. The record is from RefSeq and is a predicted model, not a curated record. Lineage: Eukaryota; Viridiplantae; Streptophyta; Magnoliopsida; Poales; Poaceae. The transcript has 5 exons.
CAGAAACAAAGUGUGUUUUUCAGAGCUUUGCUAGUUGUAACCGAGACACUAUAGCUUCGGAGUUUGGAGGAUCUUUCGCUUGUGGAGAAACUCGCAAAUGGCGAUAAAGAUGAAGGGAAUCUUCAAAGGGCUCAAAAUAAUCUCUCAAAUGUUCGUACACAAGGAGCAUGAGUUGGAAAUUGGGUUCCCUACAGAUGUAAAGCAUGUGGCUCACAUAGGUUUGGGCACAAGUGACACAUCUCCAAGCUGGAUGAACGAGUUCACUGGAGCAGACGAUGUAUCAACUGGUUCUCUGAGCACAACGGCACAGUCAAGGCAAACUUCUUGGGCCUCUUUAGACUUUGAACAGCCAAGAAGCAUGCUGCCCAUUGAGAUCUUGCCAGAGAAAUCUGGCCAGGAGGCACCCUCCUGCCCUGACAUCCCAAGAGGCCCAAGGAAGGCGAGAAGGAAGAAGACCAGAACUUCAUCUCCUACCUCAUCUGCAAGAUCAUCAUCCUCAAGAUCAAGAACCUCAUUUGCAACUGCGUACGACGCCUUCAGCGAGUCACAAAGAGGGUUUCGGGUUGCUUGAAAAACUACAAAUUAUGUUUUUAUCCACUAUGAACUGUACAUUAUGUGUCGGUUUAGGAAGAGAAUUGAUUGUGAAUUGUUUGAUUCUUUUCUUUCUUUAUUUCUUUCUUUUACAGUAAAGAAGUAGUUGGCAAUGCAAAGGGAAAUGGAUUAGCUUAAUGUUUGAA